AUGCUGUCCCCCAUAGACACCGCCGCCCCCGCCGCCCCCUACAACGGCCUCCCCUCCCGCACAACCACCCCGACCACCCCCAGCAUGGACCAAACACCGAACACAGUGGACCUCCGCACACCCCGCCCCACCACCGACCACAUAGGACCAGAAGACAUCCGGGACAGGGACGCAGAAAGACGAGAGCAGCAGGAAAGUGAAGGAUUCGGUCUUGGAAUGGGAUCUGGCUUGGGCAGUGCGAGCGGGAGCGAAAGAAGCAGUCUUGAUAUGGGACCCCCGCUGUCCACCGAGAAGGGGAACUGGAAAGGCAAGGGGAAGGCGGUGGAAGCAGAUGUCCUGGAGCACGAGGACGAGGAUGAAGCAGAAUUCGACCCGAGUCUUUACCAAUCGUAUCAGAGCAGACUGGGCGAGAUCGCCGCCUCUGAAAGAGCAGGGGACGGAUGGUCUCAGAGGGAUGAGCUGCUACAAAUGGCCAACACCUUGCUUCCUGUGGCUACCCAUCAGGCGCCUUUGCUGCAAGAGCAAAUAGCAGCGCAACAACGAACCAUUUCAGAUUUGCAACAACAAUCCAAACUCUCUCAGCAACUGAUAGCAACGGAACGUGAACGGCAUGCCGUAGAAAGAAAGUCAUGGCAAACAGAAACACAAGCCAUCAUUGCUGCUAAGGAUGCAGAGGCUUCGGCAAAGUCCGGCCAGCGCAAGGUUUUGGAUCUCGACGUUGGAUAUCACAAGGAGCUGGAGGCAGCCAACAAGCGCCUAGAGAUGGAUAAUAGACUGAUGGCCCCAAGGCUUGUGGAUACCCAACGCCAAAUUGACCGUCUUGUUAAUGAGCUCCGCCUCCUCCGGCCCCAUGUCAUUCUCGAUUCCAAACCUCUACAUUCGACAUCGACGGAAGUUGACGUCAAACCCGACAUCUCGGCCAAACUCGCUGUGCCUUUACCGCGCUACAUGCCUCAACUCAAUACCUCCCGCUCAGCCCGCACGACGAUGGGUGAUGCUCGUGCCGAACAUCUGUUGCUGGCGGCGAGAACGAUCAGGACUAUCCGAAAGCGAGAUACAAAGAUCGGCAGGAUGACCAUCAAUGAGUUGAGGAAAGCUGGGGUGUCUGGCCCCGAAGGUGGACUGGGGUACAAGGAGGGGUACGGCGAAGAAGCGUUAUCAGAAACUGAUGAUUACAGCGAGGGCGAAGACGAGCGACGGCCUAGCGUCUCUGCUAAAGCCAAAGUCAAGGUGCAGGCUACCCCUGCCACUGGCAAAAUCAAACGAGGGGUUAAGCGUGCGGCGCCUGGUUCCUCUGUACCCCAGACACCAUCGAGGCCACGGGGUGCAGCCCCAACAUUCCCCGAAACGACGCCGGGCGGCUCGAAUUUCAAUGACCUGCUGCGCGCUGCCGAGAUGGCUACCCGCCCUUCGUCACCCGCUGUCACCGACCCGACUAUACUCCAAUCUGUCAGCGCCACCAGGAGUACGACACGAGUUUGCCCAGACGACGAUGCUGAGCGGGGGAGUCCCAAGCGGCGCCGUGGAUCUGCAUGGGGUGAGAAUGAACCACACAAAGGCCAUGCCCCGAGCUCUAGUCAAGGCUCAGCGUCGGCUCUUGAUCUCUUGGCGCAAGCGAGUCAACUUGACGUAGCCAAGACAGCCCCUCAGAGCUCGCCAGCGCAGCCUAUCGCGUCUUCUUCCAGACACCCACCGCGGCUGACAGCCUCAAGCCCGAUGGAGUCUUCGCUUGGUGCGCCUAUCGACCUGACACCGAGAAAUGGGCGACCGCACUUGAACCAGUCAUCGAGCAUGACAGACGACUCGCUCGAUCCCAGCUUGCAGACGCCGAAAGGAAGGAUGCGAGGGUCAAGCAAUGCUUCAGAGUACACGCCUGCGAAGUACCUCGAAUCAGGCGGGCCUUCAUCCAAUAAUGUCUUGACGACCACGCCCCUUUCCAGUGUCCCUCCAAAUCCGCAAGCGGCUGCUGCAGCAGCUUCCGAAGGUGGUGGGGGUGGUCCUGGUGCUUUCGCCUCUCCAACUGGUCGGGUCGUCCCCGGUCUCGGCAGGUACUGGCACUACACCUCAGAGAUGCCAAUCAAGCGCGUGCGAUCGCCCUAUUUGAAGUGGACUGUGGAGGAGGAUGAGCUGCUGGCGCGGGCUGUGGCUAUACAUGGAGAGAAGUGGGAUUUAGUCAGUAAAGGUGUUCCCACAAGGAGCUAUCACCAGGUCCGGCAAAGAUGGCUGCGGAAAACUGGUGCUUUCGACAAGAAGAAUCAGUCGGCGCCUCCUUCACAGCUCCAGAAUGGUGUCUCGUAUCCCAACGGUACCAGAUAUGAUCCAUUACCAAACGAAGGCGCCGGAGCUAGUCAGAAGUCUGCCAGCUUGGAAGAAGAAGAGUGA
Cryptococcus wingfieldii CBS 7118 is the source of this 2382-nucleotide messenger RNA. RefSeq lists its product as hypothetical. The transcript has 5 exons. The record is from RefSeq and is a predicted model, not a curated record. NCBI's taxonomy places the organism in Eukaryota, Fungi, Basidiomycota, Tremellomycetes, Tremellales, Cryptococcaceae. The coding region runs from base 1 to 2382 and encodes 793 amino acids.